AUGGAUCCAACGGAGCUCAAACGAGUGUUCCAAAUGUUCGACAAGAACGGUGACGGUUCAAUCACGAACAAAGAGCUGAGCGAGACGCUACGAAGCCUAGGGAUUCACAUCUCCGACAAGGAGUUGACUUACGUUGAAGAGUUUGGAGAGCUUUACAAGUCGAUAAUGAUCCAAGACGAGGAUGAGAUAGGAGAUGAAGAUAUGAAGGAAGCGUUCAACGUUUUCGAUCAGAACGGUGAUGGGUUUAUUACGGUGGAUGAGUUGAAAACGGUCUUGUCUUCCUUGGGACUCAAGCAAGGUAAGACCUUGGAGGAGUGUAGGAAGAUGAUAAUGCAAGUGGAAGUUGAUGGUGAUGGUAGGGUUAAUUACAAGGAGUUUAGACAAAUGAUGAAAGGUGGUGGUUUUAGCGCUUUGAGCUUAUGUUUUUUUUUUUGUGUGUAUGUUUAUUUCUUCUUGCUUUAA
Messenger RNA from Brassica oleracea var. oleracea, 462 nucleotides. Its product is annotated as calmodulin-like protein 7. The coding region runs from base 1 to 462 and encodes 153 amino acids. Gene Ontology annotation, molecular function: calcium ion binding. The record is from RefSeq and is a predicted model, not a curated record. Lineage: Eukaryota; Viridiplantae; Streptophyta; Magnoliopsida; Brassicales; Brassicaceae. The transcript has a single exon.